AGGAGGAUCGCUUGAACCUGGGAGGCAGAGUUGCAGUGAACAGAGAUCGCGCCACUGCAACCCAGCCUGGGUGACAGAGCGAGACUCUGUCUCAAAAAAUAAAAAGAAAAAAAAUAAGGGAUCUUCCAAAGGGAAAAGGUGACCAGUCGACAAAUCUGGGAAAACCCAACUGGUUAGUGGGAAAGAUUACAACGCCAGGGACACGGAGGGAACGAUUACAUCUAAGAUCAGUGAAAUUGGAACAGCCUGAGAUCUGCUGGAGACAACUUAGGAAAUUAUCAUAGUGAAAAUACUAGCAUGGAUUGUUGAUCGUCUGAUGCUGUGAUUCUUUCCCAGGCACCACACCUGUUGGUGUUCAGAUGGAGCAGCACACUAGUCAUCCUAACAGAAAAGUUCCAGCCAAAGAGGAAGCUAAUGCUGUGCCUCUUUGUAGAGCAAAACCCUCCCCCAGCUAUAUUAAUCUUCAAGCAAGUUCCCCACCAGCCACUUUUCUGAACAUCCAGACAACAAAGCUGCCCUCAGUUGAUCACAAGCCCAAGGAAUGCCUAGGACUCCUGGAAUGUAUGUAUGCAAACCUCCAGCUUCAGACCCAGCUCGCCCAACAACAGAUGGCUAUUUUGGAACAUUUACAGGCAUCCGUGACACAACUGGCUCCUGGGAGGGGAAGCAAUAACUCUUCUCUCCCAGCCUUAUCUCCUAAUCCAUUGUUAAAUCACCUGCCCCAAUUCAGUAAAUGAAUUGUGGAACAAA
Molecule: messenger RNA, 750 nt
Organism: Nomascus leucogenys (northern white-cheeked gibbon)
Lineage: Eukaryota; Metazoa; Chordata; Mammalia; Primates; Hylobatidae
Gene: TSACC
Product: TSSK6 activating cochaperone
Exons: 4
Coding region: 360-737 (125 amino acids)
Cellular component (GO): cytoplasm
Molecular function (GO): protein-folding chaperone binding
Source: RefSeq, a predicted model, not a curated record